This is a messenger RNA of Danio aesculapii, 4739 nucleotides long. RefSeq names its product SMAD family member 4b (gene smad4b). Bases 202 to 1719 code for a protein of 505 amino acids. Gene Ontology annotation, molecular function: RNA polymerase II cis-regulatory region sequence-specific DNA binding; I-SMAD binding; DNA-binding transcription factor activity, RNA polymerase II-specific. Gene Ontology annotation, biological process: SMAD protein signal transduction; BMP signaling pathway; anatomical structure morphogenesis. Gene Ontology annotation, cellular component: heteromeric SMAD protein complex. The transcript is spliced from 11 exons. The record is from RefSeq and is a predicted model, not a curated record. NCBI's taxonomy places the organism in Eukaryota, Metazoa, Chordata, Actinopteri, Cypriniformes, Danionidae.
GGGUCGAGUUUACGUUCACGGCUACGUCACCCGAGCGAUGACAUCACUGCGCUUACGUAGAGACAGCGUCCGUGCCUUUGCGCCAUGAAUCGCCAGUGUGGAGCACGUCUCGACAUCAGGGUGUGAAGACUGAAGCUCGGGAGGAUCGAAGGCCGUGGAUUUGUUUAUUUCUCACCUGUGGUUGAGUGUAAAUCCAGCAGCAUGUCUGUCUCCAGCACACCCACCAGUAAUGAUGCCUGCCUGAGCAUCGUCCACAGCCUCAUGUGCCACCGGCAGGGUGGAGAGAGCGAGUCCUUCUCCAAACGAGCCAUAGAGAGCUUGGUGAAGAAGCUGAAAGAGAAGAAAGAUGAGCUGGACUCUCUGAUCACUGCCAUCACCACAAACGGAGCUCAUCCCAGUAAAUGCGUGACUAUACAGCGCACGCUAGACGGUAGACUGCAGGUGGCUGGUCGUAAAGGAUUUCCUCAUGUCAUCUAUGCACGGCUGUGGCGUUGGCCGGACCUGCACAAGAACGAGCUGAAACAUGUCAAAUACUGCCAGUUUGCCUUUGACCUGAAGUGCGACAAUGUUUGUGUGAACCCGUACCAUUACGAGAGGGUCGUUUCUCCAAGCAUUGAUCUGUCUGUUCUGACGCUGGGCGGCCCAGGUCCGAGUGGAGAGCUGAUGGUGAAGGAGGAGUUUGAGGGUCAGUCGUCUCACUCUGCAGCUGAUGGAGGUCACAGUAUUCAAACCAUCCAGCACACAGCCACGCCCUCUGCCCCGCCUGACACUUUCAACAGCCCCGUCCUCCUGCCGUCAGCCGACCACACAAGCUCCACCUCCACCUCGGCUUUCAGCGCCAUGGCUGCCGGUCCAAACAAUGCUCCCAGCUCGUGGCCCAGAGGAAGCGGUUUUCCUCCCAGCAUUCCUCAUCAGAACGGUCAUCUUCAGCACCACCCUCCUCUUCCUCACACAGGACAGUACUGGUCAGUCCAUAAUGAGCUGGCCUUCCAGCCACCGAUAUCCACACACCCAGCUCCAGAUUAUUGGUGCUCAAUUGCAUACUUCGAGAUGGACAUUCAGGUGGGUGAGACGUUUAAGGUGCCCUCUAACUGUCCUGUGGUGACGGUGGAUGGUUAUGUGGACCCAUCUGGUGGAGAUCGCUUCUGUCUGGGCCAGCUGAGUAACGUUCAUCGCACUGAGGCCAUCGAGAGAGCCAGGCUUCACAUUGGUAAAGGUGUUCAGCUGGAGUGUAAAGGUGAAGGAGAUGUGUGGGUUCGCUGUCUCAGUGAUCACGCUGUGUUUGUCCAGAGUUAUUAUCUGGACCGAGAGGCUGGACGAGCUCCGGGUGACGCCGUCCACAAAAUAUACCCCAGCGCCUACAUCAAGGUGUUUGAUCUGCGUCAGUGUCAUCGGCAGAUGCAGCAGCAGGCAGCAACGGCUCAGGCAGCAGCGGCUGCACAGGCGGAUGCAGUGGCUGGAAACAUCCCAGGCCCAGGGUCUGUGGGCGGCAUCGCUCCGGCUAUCAGUCUGUCUGCGGCGGCAGGCAUCGGUGUGGACGACCUGCGGCGGCUCUGCAUUCUGCGCAUGAGUUUUGUGAAGGGCUGGGGUCCCGAUUACCCUCGCCAGAGCAUCAAGGAGACCCCGUGCUGGAUCGAAAUCCACCUGCACCGUGCCCUUCAGCUCCUGGACGAGGUUCUUCACACCAUGCCUAUAUCUGACCCACAACCUCUUGACUGACAACCUCACUUACCUUAAUACAGUGCAUAUCACCCUAAACUGACCUCUGACCUUAGAUAUGACCUGAAAUGACCGUCCACAAGGGCGGAUUCAUGUGGAAAAACCAGCAAAACACUAUUGUUGAGCAAAUUAUGCUGAGACUUUUGACUUUUUCUUACAGGAAAGUGGUGCAGGAUGGAUGAAAUGGAGAUGUUUGAAGAUUUGUGUGUGUGUGUGUGUGUGUGUGUGUGUGUGUGUGUGUGUGUGUGUGUGUGUUUUUUCUUUAUUUUCCAGUGUGGUGAGUUUGAAUCAGAGCAGUACAGUGGCCACAUAAACACUGCAGAUCAAUACAGAUGUUAACCCGUUUAAGUUUAAUUCUGUGCACAUUCACACAACACAACACAGGACGACUGAUGUGAAAAAAUUGUUCUCCAAAAACAUUUUCCUUCAGCUUAGUCCUUAUUUAACAGGGGUCACCACAGCGGAAUGAACUGGCAACUAUUCCGGCAUAUUUUUUGCUCAGCGGAUGCCAUUCCAGCCGCAACCCAGUACUGGGAAGCACCCAUACACUGUCACAUUCAUACACACACUCAUACACUACGGCCAAUUUUGUUAACCCAAUUCACCUAUAACACAUGUUUGGACUGUGGGGGAAACCGGACCAACCGGAGGAAACCUAGCUGGGACUUAAACCAGCCAUCUUCUUGCUGUGAGGUGACAGUGCUAACCACUGAGCCAUCGUGCCGCCUUUAGUGCAACAAUUUAGUCAAAUUUAGCUCAGCUUGUCAGUGAUCUUAGUUUUUUAAAGUAUUUUCUUGUAAAAUAUUGGAUUACUUUUUAAAAAUAUGUAUAAUAUCUGCAGUUGAAGUAUUUUCUUGAGUAUUUUCACAGUAUUUUCAAACUAUUGUUACACUGAAUGCAUUUUAGUGGAUGUCUUCUCUAAAUCAUGGUCCAAAUAAAUAAGUAGUAUUUUCUUUUUCAGAAACAAUAAGCAGGACACAUAUUAAAGGGGACCUAUUAUGCCCCUUUUUACAAGAUGUAAAAUAAGUCUGAUGUCCCUAGAGUGAGUAUGUGAAGUUUCAGUUCAAAAUACCACACAGAUUAUGUUUUAUAACUCUGAAACUGAGCCUUGUAGGCUUUGAUUCGAAUUGUGGCGUUUUGUUGACUGUCGCUUUAAAUUCAAAUGAGAUUGUGCUCUUUUCAAAAGAAGGCGGAGCUACAAAUGCCUAUGUGUCAGCAUAGUGGCAGAUUCAUUACCAAGACUAAUGUCAUAUGCUAAUGAGGGAGAGAUCAUCACUAAUGGGCGGGGCUUUAUGAAGUUUUUAUGAAGUAUGAAUAUAAAAAGUUAAGUUAAUACAUUUUUUUACUAUUAGAAGCUGGUUAUAUUCACACACUGUUGCCACACAACUGUGUUUAAACCUCUUAUAAAAGUGAUUUUUGCAUAAUAGGUGCCCUUUAAUAUGUAAAAAUGAAAGCUAUAUUACAUUUUAUUGUUUUGAUGAGUUGAAAACCUCAUUUUGUGUUUGACCCAUAUAUACAAUUGACACAGAUACAAGUUAGACACUGAAUUCGGUGCAACAAUUAACACAGAUACAAGUUAGACACUGAAUUCGGUGUAACAAUUAACACAGAUACAAGUUAGACACUGAAUUCAGUGCAACAAUUAACACAGAUACAAGUUAGACACUGAAUUCAGUGCAACAAUUGACACAGAUACAAGUUAGACACUGAAUUCGGUGCAACAAUUAACACAGAUACAAGUUAGACACUGAAUUCAGUGCAACAAUUAACACAGAUACAAGUUAGACACUGAAUUCAGUGCAACAAUUGACACAGAUACAAGUUAGACACUGAAUUCAGUGCAACAAUUGACACACACAAGUUAGACACUGAAUUCGGUGCAACAAUUGACACACACAAGUUAGACACUAAAUUCAGUGCAACAAUUGACACAGAUACAAGUUAGACACUGAAUUCAGUGCAACAAUUGACACACACAAGUUAGACACUGAAUUCAGUGCAACAAUUGACACAGAUACAAGUUAGGCACUGAAUUCGGUGCAACAAUUGACACAGAUACAAGUUAGACACUGAAUUCAGUGCAACAAUUGACACAGAUACAAGUUAGACACUGAAUUCAGUGCAACAAUUAACACAGAUACAAGUUAGACACUGAAUUCAGUGCAACAAUUGACACACACAAGUUAGACACUGAAUUCAGUGCAACAAUUAACACAGAUACAAGUUAGACACUGAAUUCAGUGCAACAAUUGACACAGAUACAAGUUAGACACUGAAUUCGGUGCAACAAUUAACACAGAUACAAGUUAGACACUGAAUUCAGUGCAACAAUUGACACACACAAGUUAGACACUGAAUUCAGUGCAACAAUUAACACAGAUACAAGUUAGACACUGAAUUCAGUGCAACAAUUGACACACACAAGUUAGACACUGAAUUCAGUGCAACAAUUGACACAGAUACAAGUUAGACACUGAAUUCGGUGCAACAAUUGACACAGAUACAAGUUAGACACUGAAUUCAGUGCAACAAUUGACACAGAUACAAGUUAGACACUGAAUUCGGUGCAACAAUUGACACAGAUACAAGUUAGACACUGAAUUCAGUGCAACAAUUGACACAGAUACAAGUUAGACACUGAAUUCGGUGCAACAAUUAACACAGAUACAAGUUAGACACUGAAUUCAGUGCAACAAUUGACACACACAAGUUAGACACUGAAUUCAGUGCAACAAUUAACACAGAUACAAGUUAGACACUGAAUUCAGUGCAACAAUUGACACACACAAGUUAGACACUGAAUUCAGUGCAACAAUUGACACAGAUACAAGUUAGACACUGAAUUCGGUGCAACAAUUGACACAGAUACAAGUUAGACACUGAAUUCAGUGCAACAAUUGACACAGAUACAAGUUAGACACUGAAUUCGGUGCAACAAUUGACACAGAUACAAGUUAGACACUGAAUUCAGUGCAACAAUUGACACAGAUACAAGUUAGACACUGAAUUCAGUGCAACAA